Molecule: messenger RNA, 5128 nt
Organism: Drosophila biarmipes
Lineage: Eukaryota; Metazoa; Arthropoda; Insecta; Diptera; Drosophilidae
Gene: Toll-7
Product: toll-like receptor 7
Exons: 2
Coding region: 641-4966 (1441 amino acids)
Biological process (GO): signal transduction
Cellular component (GO): extracellular matrix
Molecular function (GO): protein binding
Source: RefSeq, a predicted model, not a curated record
GUAUCGAGGUAUAUUUAAAAAAAAAAGAAAAUUUUAGAUUGAUACAGAUAAAUUUUAAGAACAUUCGGUUUUGGCAUUUUACCAUGGCUUUUUCUUACACCUAAAUAAAAUCCAUAUUUGAAUUAAGAAUAUGAAUAAUUAAGAACAAAUAUGUUAGUUCCUUUUUGAAUCAAGAGCAGAGAGCAGGGCUCAUGCGCCAUUGCUCGGUGGAAACGCUCGUAUCCGCGAGAUACUUUGCCAUCCGUCGCAGCGGCAGCGGCAAACUCGAGGCUCAAGCGUCAGUUUGUGGCAAACGUGAAGACAGUUCGAGUGCGAGUGCCGUACGGUUCGGACGUGUGGGCCACGCACAAUUCAAUUCGCCAAUCGAGAAGUCAACUAACCAAAAAUCUUAGAGAAAAGAAGAGAAACAGAACAAGUGAAAGAGAAAUUACAUGACAGCGCUGAAACGAGAGUUGUGCAAAAUCCAAAUACACCCAAGUUAAAAUGUGCGCUUAGUGAAAACAGUGGCUCGGAAAAAUGUCAAUUCGCGGUGACCAAGAGUGAGAAACAAAUCCACGAAAAACGCACGCUACACCCCUUUAGAGUAUCUGCGAGAUACAGAUACCCUAGGAUCCCCUUCCCAAACGCACAAGACCCCAUCAUGGCGGCGAUCCUGCUGCUCCUGCUGGGGCUGUCCUGGAGUUCCCUGUCCCAAACUGGAGCUGCCUUGGCGCCCAAGGAGAGCGUAGAGUCGUCGAACGCGAACGCCAUGUUGGGCGCUGGGACAGGAGCCGCUGCCACGGUCUCCCUAUCUGGCGACUACUCCUCCCUGCUGUCCAAUGUGCCGGUGGCCUCGCCAGUUCCCGUGUCACCCUCGCACAGUGGUCCUGGCAACCAGUGCUCCUGGUCGUUCAACGGCACCAGUUCGGUGCACUGCGCCCUCCGCGUGAUCGAGCGACAGACGGGACUCGAUCUGCAGGGCGCCGAUGGCAGCAGCCAGCUGACCAUCCAGUGCAGCGAGCUCUACCUCUUCGAGUCCUCGCUGCCAGUAGCCGUGUUUGCCAGGUUGCAAACCCUGGAGGCACUGCGUCUGGACGGGUGCAAGCUGCUCCAGCUGCCCAACAAUGCCUUCGAGGGAUUGGCCACGCUGAAAUCGCUGCGCCUGAGCACCCACAACAGCGAAUGGGGACCCACGCGUGCCCUGGAGCUCUUUCCCGACUCGCUGGGCGGCCUGAAACAGCUCACCGACCUGGACUUGGGCGACAACAAUCUGCGACAGCUGCCCGCGGGCUUCCUCUGCCCGGUGGGCAAUCUGCAGGUCCUGAAUCUCACCCGCAAUCGCAUCCGCACUGCCGAGCAGCUGGGCUUUGCGGACAUGAAUUGCGGAGCCGGAAGUUCCGGAAGUGCUGGCAGUGAGCUCCAGGUCCUAGACGCCAGUCACAAUGAGCUGAGAUCCGUGAGCGAGAGCUGGGGGAUUUCGCGGCUCCGGAGAUUGCAACACCUGAAUCUGGCUUGUAAUAAUCUCUCCGAGCUUUCUGGUGAAGCCCUAGCCGGCCUGGCUUCGCUAAGGAUAGUAAACCUAAGUAAUAACCACCUGGAGACACUGCCUGAAGGGCUUUUCGCUGGCUCCAAGGAGCUGAGGGAGAUCCACCUGCAGCAGAACGAGCUCUACGAGCUGCCCAAGGGACUGUUCCAUCGACUGGAGCAGCUUUUGGUGGUGGACUUAUCGGGCAACCAGCUGACCUCCAAUCACGUAGACAACACCACGUUCGCUGGACUGAUACGGUUGAUUGUCCUAAAUCUCGCCCACAAUGCUCUGACUCGGAUCGACUACCGCACCUUUAAGGAGCUCUACUUCCUGCAGAUCCUGAAUCUGCGCAACAACUCCAUUGGCCACAUCGAGGACAAUGCCUUCUUGCCGCUGUACAAUCUGCACACCCUCAAUCUCGCCGAGAACCGUCUGCACACCUUGGACGACAAGCUGUUCAAUGGCCUCUAUGUGCUGUCCAAGCUCACGCUGAACAAUAACCUGAUUAGUGUGGUUGAGCCAGCUGUGUUUAAGAACUGCUCGGACCUAAAGGAGCUGGACCUGAGUUCCAACCAGCUAAAUGAGGUUCCUCGUGCCCUGCAGGAUUUGGCCAUGCUGCGCACUUUGGAUCUGGGAGAGAACCAAAUCCGCACCUUCGACAACCAGAGCUUUAAAAAUCUCCACCAGCUGACUGGUCUGCGGUUGAUAGACAACCAAAUUGGCAACAUAACGGUGGGCAUGUUCCAAGACUUGCCACGUCUGAGUGUCUUGAACUUGGCCAAGAACCGCAUCCAGAGCAUCGAGCGGGGAUCCUUCGACAAGAACUACGAACUGGAGGCCAUUCGUCUGGACCGGAACUUCCUUUCGGACAUCAAUGGAGUGUUCGCCACUCUGGUUUCCCUGCUGUGGUUGAAUCUCUCCGAGAACCACUUGGUGUGGUUCGAUUACGCCUUCAUUCCCUCGAACCUUAAGUGGCUGGAUAUUCAUGGAAACUACAUUGAGGCCCUGGGUAACUACUACAAGCUGCAGGAGGAGAUUCGGGUGAAGACCCUGGAUGCCUCGCACAACCGCAUCACGGAAAUUGGACCCAUGUCGAUUCCGAACACCAUCGAGUUACUGUUCAUCAACAACAAUCUCAUUGGCAAUGUGCAGCCCAAUGCGUUUGUGGAUAAGGCGAAUCUGGCCAGAGUAGAUCUGUAUGCGAACCAGCUUAGCAAGCUGCAGUUGCAGCAGUUGCGAGUGGCUCCAGUGGUGGCUCCAAAACCGUUGCCCGAGUUCUACCUGGGCGGUAAUCCCUUCGAGUGCGACUGCACAAUGGACUGGCUGCAGAGGAUUAACAACCUGACCACCCGCCAGCAUCCCCGGGUGAUGGACAUGGCCAACAUCGAGUGCGUGAUGCCACAUGCCCGCGGUGCUGCAGUGCGUCCUCUGAGUGGGCUGCGUCCGCAGGACUUCCUAUGCCGCUACGAGUCGCAUUGCUUCGCCCUGUGUCACUGCUGUGACUUCGAUGCCUGUGACUGCGAGAUGACGUGUCCCAGUAAUUGCACCUGCUACCACGACCAGAUCUGGUCCACCAAUGUGGUCGAUUGUGGUGGCCAGCAGACCACCGAGCUGCCACGUCGCGUUCCCAUGGACUCCAGUGUGGUUUAUCUGGAUGGCAACAACUUCCCGGUGCUGAAGAACCAUGCCUUCAUCGGCAGGAAGAACCUACGAGCUCUGUAUGUGAAUGGCAGCCAGGUGGCAGCCAUCCAGAAUCGCACCUUUGCCAGCCUGGCCUCGCUGCAGUUGCUCCACCUGGCGGACAACAAGCUGCGCACCCUGCAUGGCUACGAGUUCGAGCAGCUCUCCUCCCUGAGGGAACUGUAUCUGCAGAACAACCAACUCACGACCAUCGAGAAUGCUACGCUGGCUCCUUUAGCCGCCUUGGAGCUGAUCCGCAUUGAUGGCAACCGGCUGGUUACUCUGCCCAUCUGGCAGAUGCACGCCACCCAUUUCGGCACAAGACUGCGCUCCAUCAGCCUGGGCAGGAAUCAGUGGAGCUGCCGGUGUCAGUUCCUGCAGGCCCUCACCUCGUAUGUGGCGGAUAACGCCCUGAUAGUCCAAGAUGCGCAGGAUAUCUACUGCAUGGCGGCUAGUUCGGGAACUGGAGGUUCUGCCCUAGAGGUUAGCCCAUCGAAUGAGGGCGCGCUGGAGAAGAGGGAGCUGGAUUUCAACGCCACGGGCGCUGCCUGCACGGAUUACUACUCCGGUGGCUCCAUGCUUCAGCAUGGGAUUCCUGAAUCGUAUAUUCCCCUGCUGGCUGCGGCACUUGCUCUCGUCUUCCUGCUAGUCGUCAUUGCCAUGGUCUUCGCCUUCCGUGAGUCCCUGAGAAUCUGGCUGUUUGCCCACUACGGGGUUCGAGUGUUCGGACCACGCUGCGAGGAAUCGGAGAAGCUCUACGACGCCGUGCUCCUCCACUCCGCCAAGGAUUCGGAGUUCGUGUGCCAGCACCUGGCUGCCCAGCUAGAAACGGGAAGACCUCCGCUGAGGGUCUGCUUACAGCAUCGGGAUCUGGCCCAUGAUGCCACCCACUAUCAACUGCUAGAGGCCACAAGGGUUUCGCGUCGAGUGGUCAUCCUGCUGACCCGGAACUUCCUGCAGACGGAGUGGGCCCGCUGUGAGCUCCGGCGUUCCGUUCACGAUGCCCUGCGUGGGAGGCCUCAGAAACUGGUGAUCAUCGAGGAGCCCGAGGUGGCCUUCGAGGCGGAGAGCGACAUAGAGCUGCUGCCCUACCUGAAGACAUCGGCUGUCCAUCGAAUCCGCCGCUCGGAUCGUCAUUUCUGGGAGAAGCUGCGCUAUGCACUGCCCGUGGACUAUCCCACCUUUCGGGGCAACAACUACACGCUGGAGCUGGACCACCACAGCCACGAGCGAGUGAAACAGCCCGCCAGUCCCGGCCUGCUCUACCGCCAGGCCCCGCCACCCGCCUACUGCGGGCCGGCGGAUGGGGUAAGUCCCCUUCCACAAGCCGUGGCUGUGACUGCUUCGGUGCCGGCGGAACAGAACUACUCCACGGCCACCACAGCCACGCCCAGCCCAAGGCCCCAGCGGCGGGGAGAGCAGCAGGGAUCGGUUUCGGGACCAGGAUCCGGUGGGAACGGAAACCAUCACCUGCACGCCCAGUACUACCAGCACCAUGGGAUGCGACCGCCCUCGGAACACAUAUACUCCAGCAUCGACUCGGACUACUCGACAUUGGACAACGAGCAGCACAUGCUCAUGAUGCCGGCAGCGGGAACCCUGGGAAUGGAGGCUGCUCAGAGGGCCCAGACCUGGCGGCCCAAGCGGGAGCAGCUGCAUCAUCAGCAGGCCCAGCCCGGAACCCUGGGCUCCAAAGCCAGUCAGCAGCAGCAGCAGCAAAAUCCUACAGCCGUUUCCGGCCAACAGCAAGGACCCCAUGUCCAGGCGUAUCUGGUGUAGAGGGGGCAAAACCGACCGCUUUCUGGGAGAGUGACAGUGAUUUCUUUAGGGACUGGUUCCUGUGCAUAAUUUUAAUUACUAAAAUACAUGUGCGAGUUAGGCUAAGGGCGGGGAAACAAACGAGAUGCGGAAGUUGAGACUAGCCAGACAGAUUUUAACGUA